CUUACAGAAACCAUUUAUAAACAACACAAAAUUCUUAUUUAAUUUUCAUAUACCAUAGAAAAAAAUAAGAAGAUGGCUUGGAUUGCUUCUGCGUUUAAGGCUUUGUGUUUGUCUUUCUUGUUCGUCAGCGUUGCAUGUCGUUCGACCAACGGACCGAAGGUUUUCAAUGUCCGACGCUAUGGUGCCAAACCCGACGACAAAACUGAUAACGUCAAUACGUUCACAAGUAUAUGGAAAAGCGCAUGCGCAAGGAGUGGAAGUAGUAAAAUCUACGUACCAAAUGGAACAUUCUAUCUCGGUGGUGCGGUGGUGUUCGAGGGGCCAUGCAUAAAUCAGAUUGAAUUCAUUAUAGAUGGAACUUUAUUGGCUCCUUCAAACCCCGGAGACAUUAAAAAUAAAACGUGGAUCAACUUCAGGUACAUUAACAAUCUCCUAAUCUCUGGUGCUGGUACACUAGACGGCCAAGGGAAAGAGUCAUGGAAACUCAAUGACUGCUCCAAAAACCCCAGCUGUCCUAUACUAGCUAUGAACAUGGGAUUUGCAUUUGUGAAUAACUCGAGAAUCAACGGGAUAACAUCACUCAACAGCAAAAUGGGACACUUCGACUUCUUCUCCGUCCAUCAGUUCAACAUUACCGGAGUCACUAUAAAAGCUCCUGGCGACAGCCCUAACACCGACGGGCUUAAGUUCGGGUUCUGUAGUAACAUUCACAUCUCCGACACACACAUCGGAACGGGAGACGACUGUAUCGCCAUUCUUUCCGGAGUUACUGACAUGGAUAUCUCUAAUGUCAAGUGUGGUCCCGGACAUGGGAUCAGUGUUGGAAGCUUAGGGAAGGGCAAAGACGAGAAGGAUGUUAAUGGCCUAACCGUAAGAGACACGGUUUUUAACGGCACAAGUGAUGGUAUUCGGAUCAAGACUUGGGAAUCUUCAAUUUCUCAGAUCGUUGUUUCUCACCUCUUGUACGAGAAUAUUCAGAUGAUUAAUGUUGGAAACCCGAUCAACAUCGAUCAGAAGUAUUGUCCUUAUCCACCCUGUAAAAAGAAGGGAGAGUCCCACGUACAGAUCCAAGACCUUAAGUUAACGAACAUAUAUGGAACUUCGAAGAACAAAGUGGCGGUGAAACUAAAAUGUAGCAAGAGCUUUCCGUGCAAGAACGUUGAGCUAGUUGACAUAAACCUAGAGCACAAGGGAGCCAAGGGUCCUUCCACUGCGGUAUGUGAGAAUGUUCACGGUUCUGCACAUGGCAAGAUGGUUCCUCAGCAUUGUCUGAACGGUCCAUGGUAA
This is a messenger RNA of Brassica oleracea var. oleracea, 1287 nucleotides long. Its product is annotated as exopolygalacturonase-like. Bases 73 to 1287 code for a protein of 404 amino acids. The record is from RefSeq and is a predicted model, not a curated record. NCBI's taxonomy places the organism in Eukaryota, Viridiplantae, Streptophyta, Magnoliopsida, Brassicales, Brassicaceae. Gene Ontology annotation, molecular function: polygalacturonase activity. Gene Ontology annotation, biological process: carbohydrate metabolic process. The transcript is spliced from 4 exons.